Molecule: messenger RNA, 7094 nt
Organism: Callorhinchus milii (elephant shark)
Lineage: Eukaryota; Metazoa; Chordata; Chondrichthyes; Chimaeriformes; Callorhinchidae
Gene: ptch1
Product: patched 1
Exons: 24
Coding region: 240-4550 (1436 amino acids)
Biological process (GO): smoothened signaling pathway
Cellular component (GO): plasma membrane
Molecular function (GO): smoothened binding; hedgehog family protein binding; hedgehog receptor activity
Source: RefSeq, a predicted model, not a curated record
CCCUCUCUCUCUCUCUCUCUCUUUAAAAAAAGCGACACAGUUCUCCUGUGAAUGUAGGAAGAUCGCCGGGAUUUUCCCAGAUCGCGAAAUGUGGGAAUGGAAGGCGCAAACUUUGACUCGCCAUCGCUACGAGGAGUAUGAAGUUUGCCGCACCGCGUCUGCUGUGUUGAGGAUUAAAGUGCCCGCCUGGUGGAACCUCAGACGGUGUGUGAUUACACUGCCACAGUCCCAUCAACAACAUGGCCUCGGCUGUUAACGUUACGGAGCGCCGAAGGACAGAGGAGGACCAUGUUCAGCAAAACAGGAGGAGGAUAAGAAGAAACCAGCCGCAUCAUACAGCGGGUUUAGAUUAUCUGGAACGGCCGAGCUAUUGCGAUGCUGCCUUUGCGCUGGAGCAGAUCUCAAAGGGAAAGGCGACUGGAAGGAAAGCACCGUUGUGGCUUCGAGCUAAGUUUCAGAAACUAUUAUUUAAACUGGGCUGUUACAUUCAAAGGAACUGUGGCAAGUUCUUCGUCGUGGGCCUCCUCAUAUUCGGGGCUUUCGCAGUGGGAUUAAGGGCUGCUGACCUGGAAACCGAUGUGGAGGAGCUGUGGGUUGAAGUUGGUGGUAGAGUGAGUCGAGAAUUAUCAUACACACGACAGAAGAUAGGGGAGGAGGCAAUGUUCAAUCCACAGAUCAUGAUACAAACACCUGUUGAGGAAGGUGCUAAUGUUCUAACACUUGAAGCAUUACAGCAGCACCUUGAGUCUGCGAUGAAAGCCAGCAGAGUGCAAGUUUACUUGUACAACAAACAGUGGAACUUAGACAACUUAUGUUAUAAAUCAGGAGCACUUGUAACGGAAACCAGUUGGAUGGACCAGCUUAUUGAAAAAUUGUACCCUUGUGUAAUAAUCUCACCCUUGGACUGCUUCUGGGAAGGUGCUAAACUACAGUUAGGAACACUCUACCUACCAGGUAAACCAGAGUUGCAGUGGACAAACCUUGAUCCCUUAGAAUUCCUGGAGGAGCUGAAGCACCUUAAGCACGAGGUGGAUGGUUGGGAGGAGAUGCUGAACAAGGCUGAUGUUGGACAUGGUUACAUGGACCGCCCUUGCCUCAACCCUGCGAAUCCUGACUGCCCACGUAAUGCCCCAAACAAAAAUUCAACAACACCUCUUGAUAUUGCUCGUGUGUUAAGUGGUGGCUGUCAGGGAUUAUCAAAAAAAUACAUGCACUGGCAAGAGGAGCUGGUAGUAGGGGGUACCACAAAGAACAGCAGUGGAAAACUACAGAGUGCUCAAGCUCUCCAGACCAUGUUUCAGUUAAUGACCCCCAAGCAGAUGUAUGAACACUUCAAGGAUUAUUAUUACGUUUCGGAUAUCAACUGGAAUCUGGACAAAGCUGCAGCCAUUCUGGAGGCCUGGCAGAGGAAAUAUGUUGAGGUUGUCCAUCAAAGUGUUGCACAGAAUUCGAGCCAGAAGGUACUUUCGUUCUCUACUACUACCCUUGCGGACAUCCUCAAAUCCUUUUCCAGUGUCAGUGUUAUCCGAGUCGCUGGAGGCUAUCUGUUAAUGCUUGCCUAUGCCUGUCUAACUAUGCUGCGAUGGGACUGCGCCAGGUCCCAGGGUGCUGUCGGGCUGGCAGGAGUCUUGUUAGUUGCACUGUCGGUGGCUGCAGGGUUGGGCUUGUGCUCUUUGAUUGGCAUUUCCUUUAACGCUGCAACAACUCAGGUUUUGCCUUUUCUUGCUCUUGGUGUGGGAGUGGAUGACAUCUUUCUUUUGGCACAUGCAUUCAGCGAAACGGGACAAAAUAAACGAAUUCCAUUUGAGGACCGAACCGGAGAAUGCCUAAAGAGAACUGGAGCAAGUGUAGCCCUUACCUCCAUCAGCAAUGUCACUGCCUUCUUCAUGGCUGCUUUGAUACCCAUUCCUGCUCUUCGGGCAUUUUCCUUGCAGGCUGCUGUUGUUGUGGUAUUUAACUUUGCCAUGGUUCUGCUCAUCUUCCCUGCUAUUCUCAGCAUGGACCUUUACCGCAGGGAGGACAGAAGGCUUGACAUCCUCUGCUGUUUUACAAGUCCUUGUGCCAACAGAGUGAUUCAGAUUGAGCCACAAGUAUAUACAGACACCAAUGACAACCACCCCUACCAGCCUCCGCCACCUUACACCAGCCAAAACUUUACUCAUGAGACCCAAAUCACCAUGCAGUCUACAGUCCAGCUAAGGACAGAAUAUGAUCCACGAACCCAGGCAUAUUACACGACGGCUGAGCCUCGCUCAGAGAUAUCCGUGCAGCCAGUCACCCCCAUUGCACAGGAUUCACUCAGGACUCAGACCCCGGAGACUGCCAGCUCAACACGGGACCUUCUCUCCCAGUUUACAGACCCUAACAGUCAAUGUGUGGAACCACCCUGCUCUAAAUGGACUCUCUCUUCUUUUGCUGAGAAGCAUUACGCUCCACUGUUGCUGAAGCCCACUACGAAGAUUGUGGUCAUAUUUCUUUUUCUGGGUUUACUUGGGGUCAGCCUCUACGGGACAACAACAGUCAGAGACGGACUGGAUCUCACCGACAUUGUGCCUCGGGAUACCCGCGAAUAUGACUUUAUUGCAGCACAGUUUAAAUACUUCUCUUUCUACAACAUGUACAUUGUAACUAAACAAGAAGUGGACUACCCGAACUCUCAGCGUUUGCUGUAUUACCUCCACAAGAGCUUCAGUGAUGUCAAAUUCAUUUUGCUGGAAGAAAAUGGAGACCUUCCAAGAAUGUGGCUGCACUAUUUUCAUGACUGGUUGCGAGGCCUGCAAGACUCCUUCGACCGGGAAUGGCAAGCUGGGAAGAUCACUUACAACAACUACAAAAAUGGGUCGGAUGAUGGUGUUCUUGCCUAUAAGUUGCUGGUUCAGACCGGCAACAGGGACAAACCUAUCGACUUAAGUCAGUUGACCAAACAGCGUCUAGUUGAUGCCGAUGGAAUCAUCAACCCCAAUGCUUUCUACAUCUACCUGACUGCCUGGGUCAGCAAUGACCCUGUGGCCUACGCUGCCUCUCAAGCCAACAUCCGACCACAUCCCCCUGAGUGGGUCCAUGACAAGGCCGACGACAUGCCAGAAACCGAGCUCAGAAUUCCAGCAGGCGAGUCUAUCGAAUAUGCCCAGUUUCCUUUCUACCUCAACGGGCUGCGUGAGACACCAGACUUCGUGGAGGCAAUUGAAAAUGUCAGAAAUAUCUGCAGUAACUUCACCAGCCAAGGAAUUGCCAGUUAUCCGAACGGAUACCCGUUUCUUUUCUGGGAACAGUACAUUGGGCUUCGACAUUGGCUGCUCUUGGCCAUCAGCGUGGUGCUAGCCUGCACAUUUCUGGUGUGCGCUCUCUUCCUCCUGAACCCCUGGACUGCUGGGAUCAUUGUCUUAGUCCUGGCACUGAUGACUGUGGAGCUUUUUGGAAUGAUGGGACUGAUCGGGAUAAAACUCAGUGCAGUCCCUGUCGUGAUCCUGAUCGCUUCUGUUGGAAUAGGGGUGGAAUUCACCGUUCACGUGGCCCUGGCAUUUCUGACUGCAAUUGGAGACAAGAAUUGCCGUGCAGUUCUGGCUCUGGAACACAUGUUUGCACCUGUGUUGGACGGGGCUGUAUCUACUCUACUCGGGGUUCUCAUGCUUGCUGGGUCUGAGUUUGACUUCAUUGUCAGGUACUUCUUUGCAGUCCUGGCCAUUUUAACUAUUCUGGGUGUUCUGAAUGGAUUAGUGUUACUUCCUGUUCUUCUUUCAUACUUUGGACCGUAUCCUGAGGUCUCAUCCUCGGAUGGAAGAAACCGGUUACCUACUCCGUCACCGGAACCUCCACCUCGAGUUGUGAGGUUUGCACUCCAUCCAGAGCGCGUGAAUAAAGGGUCGGAUUCGUCAGACUCUGAGUGCAGCUCACAGACCACAGUUUCAGGGAUCAGUGAAGAGCUUCGUCAGUAUGAAUCCAAUCCAAGCAGAGCUCCACCAGGCCAUCAAAUCAUGGUGGAAGCAACAGAGAAUCCAGUCUUUCCCAAGUCCACUGUUGUUCAGCCAGAAUCCAAGUAUCAUCGACCAAGACCAAGGCCACCACCUCAACAGGACACCAGACCACAGCCCGUGUGGAGGAGCUGCCGGGACCACAGCGCGGAUGUGAGGGACACUGUACGGCCCCCUCCUUGCAGACCGCGGACAGACGCUUUUGAAACUGGUCCUGAAGGCCAUUCUGGAUCCAGCCACACGGACCGUUCAAGUCACAAAUCCCGUUCUCACAAGACGAGGAACUCAGCAUUCACUGCCACCGGUGCUGCUGCCCCAACGUACUGUCAGCCUAUCACUACUGUGACUGCUACAGCCUCCGUUACUGUGGCUGUUCACCCUCCCAUGCCCAAUCAGAAUGUAUAUGGAGGCUACCAACAUUACGAGGGGUUCAGUGAAACAGAUGAAGGAGCGUUUGCAGAUCCUCAUGUGCCUUUCGAUGCACGUCACGAGAGAAGAGACUCAAAGGUGGAAAUUUUAGAGUUGCAGGAUGUUGAAUGUGAAACGCAACAGAGUAACGUCAGUAAGAGAACAAAUUAGUAUGGAAUCUCUGAUGCACAGAAGGCCAAAGAUGGAAAAGCUCUUCAUUUGCUCAGUAUGAAACCUUGAAGUAAAACCGCUCCUCGCUAUAAAUACAGGCGAUGUUGCAUUGGGAGAAUAGGUUAUUGUAACUGUUAAACUAUUGUAUUAUGUGUUAAAUAUUUCUUCUCUAAAAUAUUUAAAGGAUGUACACAUAUGUAUAAUACAAAAUGUACAAUGUAAAGUAGUAUAUUUUAGGAGCUGCAAAGCUCCUGUGAAUAGAUUGGGAACAAUAUUGUGUGAUCCAUACAUGGUGUACAUUGAUCUGUGUAUCUGUGCCACAUUUACGCUUAAUCUAGUCCUAAUUUCAGCAUGUUGCUGCUGCUUGAAAUAUUGUAUAAUUUACCUGUAUAAUUAUUCUAUGCAAAUAUUGCUCAUGAGAUAGGAUUUUGUUUUGUAAAGGUACGCAUUUUGUUAAAAUAUUUUAAUUUUGCAUAUCACAACCCUGUGGUAGUAUGAAAUUUUACUGUUAACAUUUCAAGCACGCUAUGUGUGCUUCUUAAAAUGAUCAGAUAUGAAGAAAAGCACGUUAAUCUUUUAUGACCUGUUAGUUAUAGUCAUCAGACUCUUUGCUGUGUACUGUAUGUCUGUUGUGUUUUAAUUUAACCCUUAGUGUGUGUGUAUUUAUUGACUAUCUUGACUCUAUGAAUGAUAAACUGUACCUACAAAUUCUAGCUGUCAGGAGAAACAAAGAGACGGCCUUUUUUAAAAAAAAAUAUUUAUUGUCAACCUUAAUAGAAUGCAAUUUUUGUAAAAACGACCCACCCUCAAACUCAACUGUUCUCUUUAACCUCCAUUUGUAUAUUUGUAAAGACAUGCAUCCAGUUUUUUUGUUAAAAAAUGUAGACUAUAAUCCAAUUCCGUUUUUUAUAUGUAAAUGUGUAGGGGAAAAAAGUACUGUCUCUUCUUGAAACUGACUGAUGCUGUUGUUAACCUCAUCUGCUGCUCCACAUGAAUGGCCUCACUUGUGCUCAAUCCAGUGGGGCGCGUAAGACUGAAGCUCUGAAUCCUUCAGGAACAGCCCCGAAUAUUUACUUUUUAUAUAUAUAAAAUAUAUAUUUAUAUAGAAAUGUUAUAUAGAGUUCCAUACAGGUCUCAUAUGUUCCAAAACUCAAAACGGUGCCUACAGUUGAAUCAAAAUCCUCCCUUGAUGACUGGUCUCGAUACUAUUUUUAAGCUUUUUUUUAUUUUAUCAUCUGGUGAUUUAGGAUUUGUUUUAAGCAAUUCUUUAUUGAAAGACUGAAUCAUCAACAUUUUUACAGUUUAUUUUGUUAGUCGUGUUUCUUUGCAUCAGUCUUACUAACGUUGAUGUUACAGAUGAUGCCAAAUGGUGUCCAGUCGCAUAUAAGCUGAGUCAUGUCCUCCGUUUUUUAAGUGUUAAAAUAAGCUACUGCCAUUAGCACACUAAGGGUUAACCCUAAUUGUCUACUCUAUGUGGAAAAAAAAGUUUACUCUCUGGCGUAGAAGUGUAUGUGAUACUCAGCAACAGACCUCAAUGCGGCACUUGCCGUGGAUUGACCUGAGAUCAUCCAGAAUCCACAACAAAAACUGUAUGGUGUUAAUUGGAACUAACUUCAGCUGCCAUAGUGUAUAUUAGAUCGUGUCAAAAGUUCAGAGUGGCUUCCCACUGCUUCUGCCUUGGCGUCUGUCUGUCACUUUGAACUAUUAUUUUCCCCUCUCCCUUGCUCCUCGUUUAAACAGCACAGAUUGUGUCAAAUGCAGAUAUAUGUAUGUUUUUCUCUUCCCUCCCCCUUCCCCUGUCUGCUGCUUCUGCACAAUGUAGACCUUUUCUCCUUAUAAGUCACAUUGGCAAAGGGAGAACUUCUCAGUGGCUGCCAACUGUUUUUAAGGAAAAAAAUGUAUUUUUUUGUGAUAUUUAUAUUUUUGUAUCAUAAGAAUGUUUUCUUACAGUAUUUGUUGUAUGCCAGUUUAUAACAAAAAUGCAGGGAUUUUUUCUUCUGUUCAAAACCCUAUUACAGCUACAUUUUACUUUGUAAUGGAUUUUUAAUCUGUAUAAAGUGCUUACUAAUGUUAAUAAUUAAAUAGGAAAGAUAUAUAACUGUUACAUUAAGAUCGUGUAGGUUUUAGGAUGAGGAUGCAAAAGGAAAAUAUUCAAACUGGGUCUCACUGCCUGUCAGAUUUUGGCAGAGGUGGGUUUGUGUCAUUUCAGUUACAAAGAUAAAUGUAUGCCAUAUAAUUUAUUUAUAUGAAAAUUUAUUUUUGUAGUGUACAUAGUAGUCAUCAAGUCUUUUGACAGAAGUAUAUUUUUAAAGAGUUUAUAUGUAAUGAUACCAUUAUGUUGGAUCAUAACUGAGACACAGUUACAGUGCACACUUUUCAUUGUAACUUACACUUGGAGAAGAUGUUUUACAGUGUUAAAGAGAAAGCAACUAUUCUAAAGUUACAUAAUUUGGUUCAUUUUCCGCGGAAUACGUGCCUUGUGUGUUUUAUCUGCGUCAUGGGACGUGGAAAUUGUGGAAGCUCUCUAAAUAUUAAUGUUCAACC